This is a messenger RNA of Fusarium proliferatum ET1, 2430 nucleotides long. RefSeq lists its product as uncharacterized. The transcript has 2 exons. Bases 1 to 2430 code for a protein of 809 amino acids. The record is from RefSeq and is a predicted model, not a curated record. NCBI's taxonomy places the organism in Eukaryota, Fungi, Ascomycota, Sordariomycetes, Hypocreales, Nectriaceae.
AUGGGCACAUCGCAUCAGGCCUCCAGCCCCUUCACAGCAAGACAAGUUUACGAUAAUCUCCCUCUAGCUCAAGGUUCUCAGUACAUACGAGUGCUUGAUGUUCACAAGAGUGAUCCAGCCGAUAGUGAUCGGCUCACAGGCACAUUACGCACAGUUGAUCUACGGGCUCUACCCAAGUUCACUGCGCUUUCGUAUGUCUGGGGCCCAGGUUCUUACCAUAAGAUUGCCUGCAACGGUUGCGAUAUCGACAUCACACAAUCCUGCUAUGAGGCAUUGACGUCCCUUCGAGAAUCGUGCCAGUCACUGACAAUCUGGGUUGAUGCAAUCUGCAUCAACCAGGGGGAUAACAGCGAGAAGGAACAGCAAAUUAUGCUGAUGGGUAGUAUCUACACAUGUGCAGAAAUCGUUUAUGUUUGGCUGGGUGUCGGGAAUACGAAAACUGAUCAGGCUGCUGAGUAUAUCGGCGCCAUCUCACAAUUUCGCCUAUUCCCUGCUAAAGUACCGGGAAGCUCUCGCGGCAAUCCUCAGCGCAACCUUUCCAGCCGCCUUAUUGAAAUUGGUCGAUAUACACUGCCCCUUGCCUUUCGAAACUUGUGUAUUGAGCCCCUCAUUACCGAACGAUAUAAAAAAGGUACAUUCCGUUCGUUCAUUCAUGCCAUGCCAUUCGCAAGAUUAAAAUACGCAGAUCAAAUCGGUGAGUCCAUCCUUUACAAGGCAUUUUCUUUGAGUGUGCGUGUGAUAUCAUGUUUGAAACUGACUCUAGUAGAGCAACUGUCCAGCCUUCCAUUUGUCAGCCAGGACGUGAUUAAUACACUUCUGGAACAAACCUGGCUUUCUCGCGGCUGGACGUUUCAGGAAAUGACGCUCGCAUCAAACCCCAUUCUCGUUUAUGGAAGACAGCAUAUUCCCUGGCUGGUCAUGCAUCAAGCCCUGACAUUCAUCGAGCAUUCGGCAACGCAGGCAUUAAUUGAUCCAGUCAACAGUGUGGUCAGCGAGAUUCAGCGACGAGUACACGAUGACGUAUCCCACUCAGACUCCUUCAAAAAGUGGCAAGCUCUUUUCGAUGUCUGGCAGACUAUUCCACGCCAUUCCAAGCGGAGUAGCUGUUGGCGCAGUAGUGUGCAGGAUAGCAGCUGUUCAGUCCAUGAUUACGUUCAGUCUUUAGAAACAGACAAAGUUUUCCGGUUGAAAAGCUUCGUUCGGCUGAGCCUGGGUAUUUAUCAUAUAGCACUGGUUCUCGUCCUCUCCUUCAUCACGGCCUUCAUGAAUAUCUUUCAGCUUUUUGUCUUGGCCUUCGUGCCAAUUUUUUUUUCAUAUUUCACGGAUAACUUGACAAAGUGCUCUUUCGACUGCAUACAGGGUUCUAAGGCUCGAAUGUACAGUCUGAUCUGCCAUGUUAGUCUCCAACCACAGAAUUAUCUUGUUGCUCUUGCACAAGCUAUUAGGGACCGUAAUUCGAGACGGCCACACGACCGAGUAUAUGCGAUCGAUAGCGUACUGCGGCAGCUCGGCGCACAACCGCCUACCCCCGAUUAUCAGAAACCACUUGGCCAAGUUUAUCGCGAUGGCCUUGUCAGUUUGAUGGAAUGGAACCCCACUCUAAUUGCAUUACUUGUCGAUUGCGGCUGUCGUCUUCCGGAUGCUCCCAGCUGGGUUCCCGACUGGAGCCAAAAUAACAAGAGUUGGGUGCCCGACUCCUAUGUCUAUCAUGGUGUUGAAAAACGGCCAUCGACUGACCAAGAUCUCGCUCAUUCGGUUUCUGGAAAUACCCUAUCAGUGCAAGCCGCAUGUCUGGGCAUGUCAAGUUACUGCUUGACGCUAGAAAAAAGCGAGGUUGACGAACUCAGGAGCAAUGAGGUGACAACGAAUGGCAAGCCUGUUAAUAAUGUGCAGUUUCUGGCCCAAUGGGUUUUACGUAUCAGAAAGGAUACACUCAUUUUCAGAUUGCAUGAGUCUAUACCAUGGACCAUCAUGCUUACACUGGCCGGUCGACCUAUACUUCGCUCUGAGAUUACCUCAGAACAAGAAGAUACUUUCAGACGUAUGUUUGAGAUAAUAACACAACUGGGUAUCGAAGUGGAUAGCAUGCCGGGGGAUGCUGCAGCUGUUGUAACAGCUGCAACAAGGGCAUUGGAGGCUAUCUGCCAGAGUGAAGGCUGCAGCAAGCUUUUCCUAGAUACUUGCACUCGAAUAGCGGGAAGGCGGGGCUUGAUUGUUUCAGACAAUGGCUUGAUUGGAUCAGGUCCAAUUUCAAUAAGACAAGGGGACACUAUCUCCCUAAUCAAAGGUAUUCCAGUUCCAAUGGCGCUGCGGAAGGUCGGCGAGGACUAUCAGGUGCUUGGGCCUGUGUUUAUUGAUGGAUUUAUGGGACUUCCCACUGAAAACUCACAAAAGAUGAAUCUUGACUGGGGGGUUCUUAGGUUGGUGUAA